AUGGAUCCUUAUGCAAUUUUGAGUCCAAUGAAACACUUCUGCAUUUGUUACGGCACUAUUACGAGUCAUGACUGGAGUAAGACAGAUGACAGACUGCUGCAGGCGGUGGAACAGAAUGAUCUGGAAAAAGUAUCAACACUGCUGCUGAAGAAAGGUCUUUGUCCAUCCAAACUGGAUGCAGAGGGAAAAUCAGCGUUUCAUCUUUGUGCAUCUCGAGGUCGGUUGGACUGUCUCGAGGUCAUUCUCUCCCAUGGGGUGGACAUCAAUGUAACAGAUGGCACAGGGUUUAAUGCUCUCCAUCUGGCUGCCAAGAAUGGACACUCAGAAUGCCUAAAGAGACUUCUUCAGGAGAGGAUGCCCAUCGAUUCCACAGACAGCUUAGGAAGGACUUCUCUGCACCAUGCUGCUGUAAGUGGCUGCUUGUCUUGCACUGAAACUCUGUUGGACUUUCAGGCCAACCGUGAUGCUCAAGAUGGAGAUGGAUCAACUCCAUUGAUCUUGGGAGCCCAGAUGAGCAGAGUAGAGUUUUGCGCUUUCCUUUUAGAACGAGGGGCAAAUCCUAAUAUACAGGACAACCAGGGCAGAUCAGCUCUGAUGCUGGCCUGUGAAAGUGACAGCAUGGAGACUGUAGAAGUGUUACUGAAGGGCGGAGCCAACCCACAUCUAACCGACGCCCUGGGACACAACUCCACCCACUACAGCAUUGCUGCCGGCAACCACAAUAUAACCCAGCUUCUGCAAAACGGGGCCACAGCUGCUGAGGGUUCGAUUGAAGAGGUAAUUACUCCUCCCCUUGCCUCAGCUAGCGGAACCACACCCCGCAAGAGAAGAGCACCACCGCCUCCUAAAUCUCCUGCUCAGGGAAUGCCCGCUUCUGUAGACACAUUAAGCACACCACCCCCUCCUACCCCUACCCAAUUACCUGAGCCGCAUAGCCCAGCCCCACCCUCUCCUGCCCCCAGGACCCAGAUUGCCCCAUCUGAGAACCAUAUAGAGGAUGAGGAGGUGUUUGAAGAGGUACAUAAGCUCAGGUUGGAGAGAGGUCACCUGGUGCAGAAAAUCAAGAUUCUGGAGCAGCAGCAAAACCGUGCCACCACUGCCCUGGAGGAGCUGGACUCUCUGAGAGAGCGAUUGAGUGAAGCCGAGGCAGAGCGUGACCGACUCCUGGCUAAGCUGGAGGAUCUGAAAGCAGCACGGGUGAGCGGUGUGACCUGUGACUCGGACGACUUGGAGGACUCUGAUGACACAAUGGACUACCCAGGGGCAGAAAAGUUGCUGUCUAGGCAGUCACGAGGCCUGAACGUUGAUUCGUCUGGUGACGGGGAAGGGGCGGUCUUUCAGGGUAUUCCUGCCUCAGUGGAACAACUCUGCAGGAAAGUGGAGGAACUGACUGCACAGAAUGCCGAGCUGGUUCUUAAAGUGCAGUUGCUGGAGAUGUUCGAGAAGGACGAUACAGACAUGCAGAGUUCGGGUCCAGAAUUUGUACAAACAGCUCAAUACGAGUCUUUGAGAAGAGAGUUAGAAGAACUGCAAGAGAAAUACUCUAGAUCGCAUGCUGCUACUGAGGCCUCAAUCACUGCAGAGUUUCAUGGAUCUGAGGAGAAGCCAGAUGAGGUGUCAGUUGAGGACCAUCGAACACAGAAGGAAUUAGAGGAACAGCUGCUACAAGCCCAGGCUGAGCUAGAGGAACUCAGAGAACAGAUGAGACUUGGUGUCUUCUCAGUGGAGGACGCAGGAGCAAAGCCUGACGUGGACUCUGAGGUCCCAGAGGAAGGGGCAAACUCAGAGACCCAACAGCUGAGAGUGAGGGUGCAGGAGUUGGAGGCAGAGUUAGCCAGCAAACAGACAAAAGGGGAGGGGCUUAAUGUAGGCGACAACGACACAAUCCAACAGCUGAAGCAGAGGGUGGAAGAACUUGAGGCAACUCUGCAGGACAAGGAGAAAGGGCAAAAGGGAGACAAAAAUGAGACAGUUUUGAGCCUUAAUAAGCAGGUUAAAAUGUUGGAAGAAGCCCUGGAACAAAGCAAAGUGACGGGCAGGGAUAGCAAGGGAGUGCCUGUAACAGAGUUGAGGGCACGGAUGGAGGAACUUGAGCAGAAGUUGAAGGAUAGCGUCCCUCGAGGUCAGUUCGAGGAGGUCCAGGUCACCCUUGGUCUUCAGCUGAACCAGCUCGCUCGCGAACGGGCCGAAGUGGCCACGAGACUCAACCAGGCCUUGCUGGAGCUAGAGAGACGCUCCCCCUACCACAUCGAAGGAGAUGAAGAUAAUGAGGAUGACGAGGAUCCGUCCGAGAGCUCUGAGGUUUCCACUGCAUCCGAUCACUCUCGCCACCUGUCACCGGUUGGACGGUCUUUGGCUGCAAUAAAGGAGGAGUUAGAGGUGGCGAGGCAAGAGGCAGCACAAGCUCUUGACAGCCUGUGCACAGAGCGAGAGAGCCGGGCUCAGGAUGUACUACAGUUGAAAGAUGCAAUACCACUGUCAAAACACCAGGAGGCACUCUCUGCUGUAGCCCAACAGCUAGCUCAAACAGAGAAAGAGCUGCAAGAUGAGAGGGCCCUGCGAGAACAUGCACAAACUGAGCAGGCCAGACUAGAGUCUGAACUGAAGGUGGUGCAAAAGGACUCGAUAAGGAAAGAUGAGCAUGAAAGAGUCAAGGCAGAACUGGAGCGUUCGCUAGAGGAAAGUCAGCAGAAUGCAACAGCAGCGCAGGAGUCUCUGAGCGAGAAAGAGACAGAGCUGAAAGAGCUGCAAUCUCAGAAGGCUUUAGAACAAGGACUGGUGUCCAAAGAAGACCACGAGGCCCAGAGACUCUCUCUACAAGCUGAGAUCAACACGCUGAUGACCCAGCUAGCUGAUCUAGCACGCAAGCAUGAAAAGACCUGUACAGAGGUAUUUCAGGUGCAGCGCGACGCUCUAUUUAAUAAGAGCGAGCGUCACGUGGCUGAAGCUCAGCUGGAGACAGUUAAAAAGCAGCUAGCUGAACUGCAGGCCGAAUCCACCCACAUCCUACAGCUGCACCAGGACAUCCAGCACUCGCAGGGGCUCGUCAAGGAGAAAGACCACAAGAUCACAGAGUUGUCUAAGGAGGUGUUUCAUCUGAAGGAGGCUCUGGGGGCUUUGAAACCCUCACUAAGUAGUUCCGCAUCCACACCGUCCUCAGGAAUACCUGGACAACAGCUGGCACUGCAGAACCAUGUGACUGCACUAACACAGCAACUCCAGGACAGCGAGCGAAAACAUAAAGCUGUUGUGUCUAUAUAUCGUUCUCAUUUAUUAGCUGCUGUACAGGGUCGAAUGGAUGAAGAAGUGCAGGCUCUGCUGCUCCAAAUUCUACGUAUGACACAGAAAGAUAAAAAUCCAUAAAAAUAUAAAAUACAAGAAUUUAAAACCUCUUUAAGUGAAAUAGCAAUACACAGAGUUCAAGCUGCUUCAUACAGUAUGUGACACACUAAUGGAACUCCUGAGCUAAAAAAGUAUCAGCACUGUGCACAGCCACGAUGGGGCGUAGAAGACGAAAUGUCAUCUUAUCAUCAAAUGACAAAACUGUGAAUGAGAACUGCCAUUCUGGCAGAUAUAGUUUUGGAAAAUGACAGAGAUUAAUAUAUUUCCUGUAUCCGCAAUUAUUUAUGUUUGAUCUAGAUGGUGAACACCAAUCAUUCUGUGAAGAGUAACCUUUUCUUUUGUAAUCAAAUGUCAUCACGCGCUGUGGUUAUGAUACUUUAACAUCUCACAGUAUGUCAAAUGUUACUUUGUGGUUAAAAGAACGUUAUGAAAAAUUUCCAUGGAGUUAAAAUUAUAAAAAGCGUGCCACUGGCAAUCUGUUCCUCCACCAUGUGUUCUCACCACAAACAGCUGAGCAUGUCUCCUAAAGGUAUGGUUCAUUACAAUUUUUAGAUUUUGUCUUUUACCCUCACCCUCAAACUUUCAAUGCUUCACUUUCCUUUUCAACCACCACUCUGGCUAUAAAUAAUGAUUAUAUAUGAAUGAGAAACAAGUUACUCAGAGGUUCUUAGAGGACAAAAAUGUAUGCAUAAAAAACUACCAUCAUAAUAUUAUAUAUUAAUAUUAUUUUCCAGUUUCAAUGAGUUCAUUUUUUAACCAAUAUCAGUCCUGAUCAUAAC
This is a messenger RNA of Xyrauchen texanus (razorback sucker), 4121 nucleotides long. Its product is annotated as ankyrin repeat domain-containing protein 24-like. The record is from RefSeq and is a predicted model, not a curated record. Gene Ontology annotation, molecular function: actin binding. Lineage: Eukaryota; Metazoa; Chordata; Actinopteri; Cypriniformes; Catostomidae.